This is a messenger RNA of Anopheles moucheti, 2298 nucleotides long. It is a transcript of the gene Alg11, whose product is annotated as GDP-Man:Man(3)GlcNAc(2)-PP-Dol alpha-1,2-mannosyltransferase. The coding region runs from base 289 to 1725 and encodes 478 amino acids. NCBI's taxonomy places the organism in Eukaryota, Metazoa, Arthropoda, Insecta, Diptera, Culicidae. Gene Ontology annotation, molecular function: GDP-Man:Man(3)GlcNAc(2)-PP-Dol alpha-1,2-mannosyltransferase activity. Gene Ontology annotation, biological process: protein N-linked glycosylation. The record is from RefSeq and is a predicted model, not a curated record. Gene Ontology annotation, cellular component: endoplasmic reticulum membrane. The transcript has 4 exons.
ACUGAGAAAAGUGAAAGAUUGUUACUGCUGUGGCUGAAUAUUAAAGUGUCGCGAAAAAGCAAGAUGGUGACGCCGUCCAAAUCCUAAUGGCGUUCAGAGAGAAGAUCGUACCGGAGCCAGCUCACCAGCAGAGGAGUCAGAUGUCCGCCAGGCGGUCCAAGUGUUCGUGAACGACGCACCAGCUACGUGAAAGAUUCCGCGUCACUUUGGCAGAGCAAAACACAGACAAAAUGAGCAGAACGCUCGGUAGUUCAGGCACAACGUAAAUUUGUUAGUUAUUUUGGCAGAAUGUUCUGUUGGUGCAGUUUCGUCUACGUUCUUUUCUUUCUCGGCUCGUUCUUGUCGAUAGGACUAUUGACGGUGUGUGUCCUGUUGCGUCAGCUCAUAAAGUUUCAACGCCGGAAGCGAACGGACCAGAACGUGAAGCAUGUGGCGUUCUUUCAUCCUUACUGCAACGCGGGCGGUGGCGGUGAACGAGUACUUUGGUGCGCCAUACGAGCAAUGCUGAACCGUUACGAAAAUGUGAAACUGUUCGUGUACACCGGUGACUCGGAUGCAAAGCCGGCGGAAAUCUUAGCUAAGGCGGAGCGGAGCUUUAACCUCACUUUGGAAGCGGAACGUAUAACGUUCGUAUACCUAAGCAAGCGAUGCUGGGUAGAAGCUUCGAGAUACCCGCACUUCACACUGCUGGGGCAAAGCUUUGGCUCAAUCGUGCUGGCGUUCGAAGCGUUGCUGAAACUACAGCCGGAUGUGUUUAUUGACACGAUGGGGUACGCUUUCACGUAUCCUGUGUUCGCGUAUUUCGGUGGAUGUAAGAUUGGCUGCUACACACACUAUCCCACCAUCAGUACCGACAUGUUGCGACGUGUUCAGUCGCAAACGCAUUCCUACAAUAAUAGAGGUUAUGUGGCAAAGAACCCGUUCGCCACGUGGCUGAAAAUCGUGUAUUAUCGUUUGUUCUCGCGCAUUUAUGGCUGGGUUGGACGUUGUGCCGAUACCGUAAUGGUAAAUUCGUCCUGGACCGAAAACCACAUCAUAUCCCUAUGGGACGUACCGUAUAAAACGCAUCGAGUGUACCCACCGUGCGAGGUGUCGCAGCUUAAGCGAUUGGAAUCACUCACCGACGAGCAGGACGAUCAUAUCAUCAUUUUAUCUGUCGGACAAUAUCGACCAGAAAAGGACCAUCCGCUACAGCUGCAGGCCAUGUACGAGCUGCGCACGCUGUUGAAUAACGACGAGGCGCUGUGGAACCGGUUAAAGCUGCUGAUAGUUGGCUCUUGCCGCGAUGAAGAAGACCGAGUGCGUGUGAAAAACAUGCAAGACCUAGCGAAGCAUCUGUCACUGGAGAACUCGGUCGAGUUCAGGGUGAAUGUACCGUACCAGGAGCUGCUGCAGUGUUAUCAACGUGCGACGGUCGGUUUGCACUGCAUGUGGAACGAACAUUUCGGCAUCAGUGUGGUCGACUGCAUGGCGGCCGGUUUAAUAAUGGUAGCGAACCGUUCCGGUGGUCCACUGAUGGAUAUUAUCGAAACGUCCGAGGGUAGUCAGAACGGGUACCUUGCGUACGAUGCUUACGAUUAUGCGCGCUGUAUUGCCAACAUACUGUACAACACGCCGGAGUAUAAUGCAAGAAUUAGAGAAGCAGCGCGCGCUUCGGUGGAUCGGUUUUCUGAAAAAGAGUUCGAGAGUGGGUUCCUGCGUGCGAUUUCACCUAUCAUGGACUAAAUGCAAACCGGAGACGAGGAGAUUUAUACAACAAAGCUUCGUGGCGUAUGCAUGUUAGGUGCUAGCACUUGAAAUUUUAGCAGCUAUUUGACCUGAUAGAUUGGAACAUGCGGUAAGCGAACAAUAUGGUUUUAUGCAUUAAUUUAUGGCGACCGUAAAAAUUGUUAAAAUUUGAAAAUUUUCAACAUAGUUGAACGAUGAAAGUAAGGCGUAUUGUGCUUUUGGAUAUCAUGUAUAGUUGUGAUUUAUUUAUUUCAUUUUGUUGUUCAACUGAUAAGCUGAGAAAUACAAUUCUGUACUAUUUGCUGUACUUAAAGCAUUUGAGGAUCAAUAGAUUCUGAGUUACGCCAGGAAACGAACACGACAACCGGAUGGCGUAACUUAAGUUCUUCUGUCAACUUCGUCAAAUUGCUUGACGCAGAUAUAUGCCGGUUUUAUACGGUCAAACAUUUCCAGAAACCGACACAUCACAAUACAGAAAUUUAUUUUUCAUUGAAGUCUCUCUUAAUUGAAGAUUCAUUGAAGAAGUGCGAUCGGCCAAUAGCUUCUGGAGUUCUGGGUCGUCUCGUUGAG